Molecule: messenger RNA, 2751 nt
Organism: Linum tenue
Lineage: Eukaryota; Viridiplantae; Streptophyta; Magnoliopsida; Malpighiales; Linaceae
Source: the annotation of a GenBank genome assembly
CAGAUAGACGGACACAGCUACAAAACGGUGCUUCUUCUUCGUAUUAUUGUUUCUGUCGCUCAGCUAUGGCCUCAAGCACCUCCAUUGAUUCUACCCUUUCUAACCAAAGGCUAUCAGGGAAAGUAGCACUGAUAACUGGAGGAGCCAGCGGGAUCGGAGAGAGGAUCGCUCGCCUCUUCCACAAACACGGAGCUAAGCUCUGUAUAGUUGACCUGCAAGACAACCUCGGCAAGAACGUCUGCGACUCCCUCGGCGGCGAACCCAACACCUACUACCUCCACUGCGAUGUCACGAAAGAAGAAGACGUUUCUCGAGCCGUGGACUUCACCAUCGAGAAAUUGGGGGCCCUUGAUAUCCUGGUUAACAAUGCUGGGGUAACAGGUCCACCUUGUGCAGACAUCCGAGACACCAAGGUUUCUGAUUACGAGCUGGUGUUCGACGUGAAUGUGAAAGGCACCUUUCUGGGGAUGAAACAUGCAGCGAGAGCAAUGAUCCCAUCCAAGACAGGUUCGAUUGUGAACUUAUCCAGUGUGGCCAGCACGACAGGUGGGCUCGGCCCUCACAUUUACACAGGGUCGAAGCAUGCUGUCCUUGGUUUGACCAGGAAUGUUGCUGCUGAGCUUGGGAAGCAUGGCAUCCGGGUCAACUGUGUUUCUCCCUAUGCCGUCCCAACUGGGUUAGCUCUGGCUCACUUGCCGGAGGACGAAAGAACCGAGGAUGCCAUGGAAGGGUUUAAAGCUUUUGCUGAGAAGCAUGCCAACUUGAAAGGGGUUGGGUUGACACCUGAUGAUGUGGCCAAUGCUGUGCUCUUCUUGGCGAGUGAUGAAGCGAGGUAUGUCAGUGGUGAUAAUCUGAUGGUUGAUGGUGGCUUCACUUGCACAAAUCACUCACUUCGUGUAUUUAGAUGAGGAGUUGCAGUCCAGAAUCCAGAUGGUCAUUCUGUAAUUGCAUAUGCAGCUCUUUUCUUCAUUUCUUACUUCCUGUUUCAACCCAGUUCUCUGCCAUUUCCCUUCCAAACAAAAAACCCAAGAUAAUCUUAUUCUUGGAAUAGAUUUUCCCUUCAUUUGAAGGUCAUAUAUUCACUAUUUCCAAAAGAAUGCUCAGAGCUUGUAUAAAGCAGAAUAGUGCAGGCAGGCACUACUGUCAACUAGAUGUGGUUUCAUCAACUUGUAUCAUUAGACGUUCAGAAUUCAGAAGUCUCAAAAGUAUCAUACAUCAGCCAAUUAAACCAGAGUCUGCAAUGUCAAUGAUAUGGAAACCUAAAAUAGCUAGUUGCUGGUUUUCCUGAUAGACAAGAAAAUCUGCAACAAAACCUAUAAACCAAAAUCAAUUGUAAGUACUAAUAACAAGUAAAUAUAUCAGCUUUUUCAUCUCUAUCUAUACGCAAUAAUGCAUUCAGCGACAGCAGCGAGCAUCUGUUGCUGAAGAUGUCAUGAUUUGGAAGCAGGGGCAAUUGGCCAUAUGUUCUCUUCAUAAUUGGUCACCAUAACAGCAUUACUAGAGAGAUCAAAUGGAUCAUAAGGAGGCAAGCCAGAGACCUCAACCCAUCUGAACGUUGAUUUCACACGAUUGUAGUAACACAGUAGCAGAGGGCUGGACAGUACCCUCGGCGCAAUCACAAUCUCAUCUUCUGCUGAAUCACCGCCAGAAGCCUGUCCAACAACCACGAACAAUGAAGAAUCCACCGCCGCCGUCCACGAAGUGAACAAAAAGCUGCGCUCCACCCAAACAGAUUUGCGAGAAGAAUCGUCCAACUCCCAGAACGUCAGCUUAGCAUCCUGUUGAACUUGAACAAACUUAGCUAUAACCACACGGCCUCCCAAUUUCGCCAGACAAGAUGUAGCAGCAUCUGGCGGUGCAUUCCUGUGGAGUUGGAUUUCCUUGAAACUUUCUUCACGAACAUCAAACGCCACCAUUACGGCCUGCGCUCGCUUGCUCGAAUCUCCCCAGCUCCUGAAAUACACUACCCCGUUCAAGCAAAGGCUCUCCCGCUGAGGGUAGUAAGGAGGCCCACUCUCCAGCUCUCUCCACGACGUCGCCGUCCCGCCAACGGUGAACACUCUGUACUCCGUCUCCUGCUUCCCGUGGAUCCUCCACGAGUUCAAGACCUUGUAAUUUUGGGAAAUCGGAUCGAACCCAAAUGAAUUCACACAGUAAUAAGUGGGAGGAGCGGGAAUCGCGCGUGGGUUAGAGACAAAAGGAAGCGUGGUGGAACGCCCCGUGCUCGGGUUACAGACGACGGCGGUGAGGCCGAAGUCCAAGCAGACGAUGCCGUUGAUGGAGUGGGUAGUGUAGCGCGAGAAUCUUGGCGGGAUUGUGAGGCGGUGGGUGGCGGAGCCGCCGUUGAGGCCGGAGAUGUAGAAUGUUUGAGCGGUUUGGAGCUUGGUGGGGAAAGUGAUGAGGAGGCCGGAGUCCGGUUUGGUAAUGGGUCGGUGGGAGCGGGCGAAGGUUUGGUCGUUGAUGAUGGAAUGGCAGAAUUUGGAGAGGAACUGGAACCGGACUAGGGAUUUUACCGGGAGGGCUGUGAAGAUGUCGUAGAUUACAUCGAAGGGAAUAGGAUCCCUGGUGCUGGUGGGAGGAUUGAGAGAGGAGAAAUUGGAAUUGAUCGGAUUUGGGAUUUCUUGAUGGUUCUUGCUCUCUCGCCGCUUCUUCGCCGGUGGGCUUUCCAUGGCGGACGGGGGAGCGAUUGGGGUUUUGACUUGGGAAUUUGCUUGAUAAGGAGACGAUGGAGAGAUAAACUGGCGAAGAGGG